This is a messenger RNA of Penicillium bovifimosum, 1536 nucleotides long. RefSeq lists its product as uncharacterized. Gene Ontology annotation, molecular function: allantoate transmembrane transporter activity; dipeptide transmembrane transporter activity. Bases 1 to 1536 code for a protein of 511 amino acids. The record is from RefSeq and is a predicted model, not a curated record. The transcript has a single exon. NCBI's taxonomy places the organism in Eukaryota, Fungi, Ascomycota, Eurotiomycetes, Eurotiales, Aspergillaceae. Gene Ontology annotation, cellular component: plasma membrane. Gene Ontology annotation, biological process: transmembrane transport; tripeptide transport; allantoate transport.
AUGGCCUCCGAAAUCCCUUCACCAGGAGCGAGCACCCCGAUCAAGACAGAGGAAAAAAGCCCUCGGGUUCACAUUCAGCCUCCUGUCGGCGGCGAUGCUGCGCUGCAGUUACUGACUGAAGCCGGUACGGCCGGUGUCCUUGACCCUGAGACAUCCAAACGACUUCUGCGCAAGAUCGAUCUGUACAUUCUGCCACUGAUCUGCAUCGUGUACUUCCUCCAGUACCUGGAUAAAAUCGCCAUCGGCUACGCCAGUGUCACGGGCAUGCCCGAGUCAGCGAAUCUCGUGGGCAACCAGUUCAACUGGGUAUCGAGUGUAUUCUUCUUCGGCCAAUUGGCCUUUGCAUUCCCCACGAUGCGCCUCGUGCAAGCAUUCCCCCUGGCCAGAUACGUCGCCGUCAAUGUGACCAUCUGGGGCGCCAUUUUAGCCUCCAUGGCCGCGUGCCGUUCAUACUCUUCCCUACUAGCUUGCCGCUUUCUUCUCGGCGCCGCAGAAGCCGCCGUCGUCCCCGCCUGGGUGGUCUUCACCUCGCAGUGGUACCGCAAGGAAGAACAAGCCUUCCGCGUGGGGCUAUGGUUCAGCAUGUGUGGAUGGGCGCAGAUGUUUGGCGGGUACGUGGCGUACGGCGUCGCGAUUCACGUCGGCGCGGAUCCAAACUCGCCACUGCGUGGCUGGCAGGUAAUUUUCCUGAUCCUCGGCCUAUUGACCGUCGUGACUGGAAUUCUCUUCUUUUUCAUCUUGCCUGAUUCCCCCGUCACUGCGGGCUUCUUGACGCAGAAGGAAAAGGCAAUGCAUGCCGAGCGUCUUCGUGGCAACGGCCAAGGCAUCGGCACUAAUGUCUUCAAGAAAGCUCAGGUCUACGAAGCCCUCAGAGACCCCCACACCUGGCUGUAUGCUUUCUGGGUCUUGGCGGCAAAUGUGCCGAACUCCAUUGCCACGAGUUUCGGUAACACCCUCGUCACUGGCAUGGGCUACUCGAAAACCGAUAGUCUCCUCCUCGUCACACCACUCGGUGCCUACGAGGUGGUGGUUUUGGUCGGUCUGACGUAUCUGGCUAUGAAGACCAAGCACCGGCUCUUCUGGUGUAUCGUGGGUCACAUACCCGGUAUCGUCGGUGCGAUUUUGAUGGCGACGACCAAUAAAGCCCCGGCACUGGUGGGAUACUACCUCUCCGGAGGUAUUCCUAUCGGCUGGACGACGAUCCUUGCACUCACUAGUACGAAUGUGGCUGGAUCAACCAAGAAGAUCACGGUCUCCUGCAUCCAGACGAUUGCCUACACUGUCGGCAACAUCAUCUCGCCCCAGACCUUCCAAGCCAGAGAUGCUCCUGGCUACUUGCCAGCUAAGAUCUCGAUCGUUAUCCUCUAUUUCCUUAUUACGGUGGACCUGGGCCUUAUCUGGUGGGUGGGGGCCCGGGAGAAUCGCCGCCGCGAUCAGGAGCGGGAGGCGUUAGGUGCUGCGUACACUGUGCCGGAGAACCAGGAGUUCCUUGAUCUCACAGAUCGGGAGAAUCGGGAGUUCCGUUAUGCGAUUUAA